GCCUUGUUCUUUACCUUUUUUCCUUUCUGUGUCUGCUGACGCCGCCCCGCUCUCGUCAGCCUACGGCCCGCUGUCUCGUUGAGACCGAGCAUCAUGCCUUCGAUUAAGUUGCAGAGUUCUGAUGGAGAGAUAUUUGAAGUUGAUGUUGAAAUUGCCAAACAAUCUGUGACUAUCAAGACCAUGUUGGAAGAUUUGGGAAUGGAUGAUGAAGGCGAUGAUGACCCAGUUCCUCUACCGAAUGUUAAUGCAGCGAUAUUAAAAAAGGUCAUUCAGUGGUGCACCCACCACAAGGAUGACCCUCCACCUCCUGAGGAUGAUGAGAACAAAGAAAAGCGAACAGAUGAUAUCCCUGUUUGGGACCAAGAAUUCCUGAAAGUUGACCAAGGAACACUUUUUGAGCUUAUUCUGGCUGCAAACUACUUAGACAUCAAGGGUUUGCUUGAUGUUAUAUGCAAGACUGUUGCCAAUAUGAUCAAGGGGAAAACUCCUGAGGAGAUUCGCAAGACCUUCAAUAUAAAAAAUGACUUCACUGAAGAAGAGGAAGCCCAGGUACGCAAAGAGAACCAGUGGUGUGAAGAGAAGUGAAAAGUUGUGCCUGACACUGUAACACUGUAAGGAUUGUUCCAAAUACUAGUUGCACUGCUCUGUUUAUAAUUGUUAAUAUUAGAUAAACAGUAGACAAAUGCAGCAGCAAAUCAAUUGUAUUAGCAGAAUGUUGUCCUCAUUGCAUGUGUAGUUUGGGUACAGAUUCCAAACCUAUGGCUGAGUUUCUUCCAGUAUGAUCAAAAGUUUCUUUUUCCUUUGCUCUGAAUAAAACUGAACUGUGGGUUCG
This is a messenger RNA of Rhinolophus ferrumequinum (greater horseshoe bat), 832 nucleotides long. RefSeq names its product S-phase kinase-associated protein 1-like. Gene Ontology annotation, cellular component: nucleus; cytoplasm. The record is from RefSeq and is a predicted model, not a curated record. Lineage: Eukaryota; Metazoa; Chordata; Mammalia; Chiroptera; Rhinolophidae. The transcript has a single exon. Gene Ontology annotation, molecular function: cullin family protein binding. Gene Ontology annotation, biological process: SCF-dependent proteasomal ubiquitin-dependent protein catabolic process. The coding region runs from base 94 to 585 and encodes 163 amino acids.